AUGUGUUUUGGAAGGAAACCCGUGGACCCCAAGUCCAGGAAAAAUGAGGACAUUGAGAAGAAUCUCCGCUUGGACAGGAAGAGGGCGGAGCGCGAAGUGAAGCUCCUGCUGCUUGGUGCUGGUGAAAGUGGAAAGUCGACGGUGCUGAAGCAGAUGCGUAUCAUCAACGCUGGUGGAUUUGGAAAGCAUGAGCGACAGACAUGGCGUGCGACCAUCUUUAACAACCUGGUCUCUGCCUUCCAGACCAUCUACGCUGCGAUGCAGGAGGACGACACAGACUUCGAGGACGAGGAGUGCAUUGUACGUCUCUACGCGCUUGGCAAAUUUUGGCGUUUCUCCGAGAUGGUCAACUCUGCGCCGGACAUUGGCACAGAAGAGCCUAUGCCUGAGGACUUUCUGCACGCCUUCAACGCCCUGUGGGCUGACAAGGGCGUACAAUUGACGAUCCUGAAGGGCAACCAAUAUGCGCUGCACGACAACUUGAGCUACUUCUUCCAAGACAUCGACCGCCUCUUCAUGCCGGACUUCCUGCCCACAGACCAAGACAUUCUGCGCACACGACUACGAACGACCGGUAUCUCCGAGACGAUCUUCGAGCUGGGCAAUCUCACAUACAAGAUGGUCGAUGUCGGCGGUCAGCGGUCAGAGCGAAAGAAGUGGAUACACGUCUUCGACAACGUACAGGUCGUGCUCUUCUUGGUCGCCAUCAGUGGUUACGAUCAUGUCCUGGUCGAAGACAGGAAUGGCAACCAAAUGCACGAAGCACUGAUGCUCUUCGAAUCCAUAUCGAAUUCGAAAUACUUCGAGAAGUCGGCCCUUAUUCUGUUCCUUAACAAGAUCGAUCUGUUCCGCGAAAAGGUCGCUGGUGGCAUGAGCCCUAUCGACAUGGUCUUCCCUGAUUACACCGGAGGACCAAAUGACAUAGACGCAGGGCAGGAGUUCUUCGCCAACAAGUUCCGCAACCUGGUACGACAGCCAAAGAAGGAGGUCUACGUCCACUACACCAACGCCACAGACACAGAUUUGCUGAAAAAGACGAUGGCGUCAGUCCAGGACAUGAUUGUCCAGCGCAACCUUAACGCACUGAUACUCUGA
Messenger RNA from Didymella exigua CBS 183.55, 1095 nucleotides. Its product is annotated as guanine nucleotide binding protein, alpha subunit. Lineage: Eukaryota; Fungi; Ascomycota; Dothideomycetes; Pleosporales; Didymellaceae. Gene Ontology annotation, cellular component: heterotrimeric G-protein complex. The record is from RefSeq and is a predicted model, not a curated record. The coding region runs from base 1 to 1095 and encodes 364 amino acids. Gene Ontology annotation, biological process: G protein-coupled receptor signaling pathway. The transcript is spliced from 5 exons. Gene Ontology annotation, molecular function: G-protein beta/gamma-subunit complex binding; G protein-coupled receptor binding; GTPase activity.